CGCCAGCCUGCUCUAAAGUCAGCAGAUCUGUUCUUUUCAUUUUUCCCCCGAUUCUCCCUCGGCCUUGCACUUGGCAAUCGCGGCUUCAGCAUUCCUUCGGUCUCUCGCGCCUCAUUCAGAGCCUUGCAUCUAUCGAGUGCCAGCCGGUCCACGCUACAAACCAUGGCUUCCGACAGCUCAGACGACGAUCUGCCUAUUGCGAGGACAAAUGGGCGUUUGUCAUCCUCGAAGAUAUCUCGCGCCCAAGACAUCGCCUUGGAUAAGUCCAUGUCCAAGCCCUCUGGAAUGGCAGGCUUGUCCAUCCGAAAUGGACCUGUUGAGAACGGCGAGAUGGAUAUGGAUUCGCCGUCUACCAACGGAUCCAAGCGCAAGUCACGAGAUUCGAUCACCAAGGUUGACUACAAGGAUGAGUCGGAAAGUGAUGGGGAGCCUCUGGCGAAACGACAACGAUCCAAAAAGGUCCGGGAGUCGGAUUCAGAUGAUGAGCCUAUGGUGAAGGCCAGAGGGAAGAAACUGCCGCCGUCUUACAAAGAGACUGCGCUACCUGAGUCCUCUUCUGAUGAUCAGCCACUCGGUGUUAAGCUCGCUAAGAAAAAGGCUGACAUCGAGAGGAAAGGUGAAUUGGAGGCCAAAGCGAUUCGUGCUAAGGAAGCAAAGGCAAAGGCGACAUCGAAGAAGGCCGUGAAGAACGAAUCAGAUGACGACCUGCCUCUCGCGUCAUCCAAAAAGCGACAAUCAAAUGGCACGACUGCAAAGAGAAAAUCUACGGUCGUGAAGAAGGAUGAAUCUGACUCUGACGCUCCCAUCUCCAAGAAGUCCAAGGCUGCCAGUGCCCCUGCCAAGGGGAAGAGAGCCUCUUCGGCAAAGGAUACAAAGGAUGUUAAGAAGGGCAAGGCCAAGUCUAAGGAACCCAGCGAUGAAGAUGAGGAAGAGGGAUUCGAGUGGUGGAACGCGCCAAAGAAAGAAGAUGACAGCAUCAAGUGGAAUACUCUUGAGCACAACGGAGUUCUCUUUGCGCCAGAAUAUCAACCUCUCCCAAAGAACGUCAAGAUGUACUACGAUGGAAAACCUGUAACCCUCAGUCCGGAAGCCGAAGAAGUCGCCACCUUCUGGGCGUCAAUGAUGACCGCUGCUUCCACUCAUCACCUUGACAACCCUGUCUUCCGCAAAAACUUCUUCACCGAUUUCUCUGAUUUUAUCAAGAAGCAUGGCGCUAAAGACGCGAGUGGAAACAAGAUUGACAUCAAGAGCUUUGACUUGUGUGACUUCUCCAAGAUUGCAGAAUAUUGGGCGGCAAGGAAUGAGGCCAAGAAAGCUAUGACCAAAGAGGAGAAGGCAGCUGCCAAGGCCGAAAAGGAUGCACUCGAAGCUCCAUAUCUUUACUGUACGUGGGACGGAAGAAAGCAGAAAGUUGGCAACUUCCGAGUAGAACCUCCCAGCUUAUUCCGUGGUCGAGGAGAGCAUCCCAAGACUGGUAAAGUCAAGACUCGAGUUUUACCGGAGCAAAUCACCAUCAACAUUGGCAAGGGUGCCAAAGUCCCAACUCCGCCAGCUGGACAUAAGUGGAAGGCCGUCCAGCAUGACCAGAAAGCGACAUGGCUUGCCAUGUGGCAGGAAAACAUCAAUGGCGCUUACAAGUAUGUCAUGCUUGGCGCUGCCAGUGAUGUCAAGGGGCAGAGUGACUUUAAAAAGUUCGAGAAGGCUCGUGAGCUCAAGAAACACAUUGACAAGAUUCGCCGAGAUUAUACCAAAGAUCUUAAGAGUGAGGUUAUGGCGGAUCGUCAAAGGGCUACAGCCAUGUACCUGAUUGACAAGCUUGCUCUCAGAGCUGGAAACGAGAAGGACACGGAAAACGAGGCCGAUACUGUUGGCUGCUGCUCAUUGAAAUACGAGCAUAUCUCCCUGCAGCCCCCAGACCAAGUCACAUUCGACUUUUUGGGUAAGGACAGUAUCAGGUACAACGAGACGGCCCGCGUGGAUCCCCAAGUUUUCAAAAACUUGAAGCUUUUCAAGAAGGCGCCGAAGACUGAUGGCGAUGACCUCUUUGAUCGUCUUAACACAUCUCAACUGAACAAGCACUUGAACAGCUACAUGACUGGACUGACGGCCAAGGUCUUUCGUACUUACAACGCGUCUCACACCAUGUCCGAGCUUCUCAAGGAGCUGGGUAAGGACCCACGCUCUCGAGGAACUAUUGCGGACAAAGUGAAGCUGUACAAUGACUGCAAUCGCAAGGUUGCCAUUCUUUGUAACCACAAGCGAACUGUUGGCGCAGGCCACGAGCAGCAGAUGCAAAAGCUUGGAGAUCGCAUCAAGGGCCUCAGAUACCAAAAAUGGCGCACAAAGAAGAUGAUCCUUGACCUUGAUUCAACUCAAAAGAAGAAGAAGGGCGCAGCUUAUUUUGUGCGGGAUGAAGAUCUCGAGGAUGAAUGGGUCAAGGAGCAUCAGGCUUUCUUGGUUGAUGAACUCCGCACCAAGAUCCAAAAGAAGUUUGAAAAGGACAACGAGAAGCUCAAGGCUAACAAGGAGCGAGUGAUGCCUGAAAAGGAGCUUAAAGAACGCCUGGGGGCAGUUAAGGAGAUGGAAGCCAGAUUCAAGAAGGAGAAUAAAACUGGCAAAGUCGAAGCCGAGGGCAGAGGCGCGUCAGUCGACAAAUAUCUGUCUGCUAUUGAGAAGAUAGAUGAGCGUAUCAGGGUCUUGGAGACUCAAGCCGAAGACCGUGAUGGCAACAAAGAGGUUGCCCUGAGCACUUCGAAGAUUAAUUACAUUGAUCCUCGUCUGACGGUAGUGUUCUCGAAGAAAUUCGAUGUUCCUAUCGAGAAAUUCUUCUCCAAAACUCUGCGAGACAAGUUCCGAUGGGCUAUCAAGUCUGUCGAAGACGCAGAAGACUGGGAAUUCUAAGCAGAAUUCACAGAGACGAAGGCUUUCACGGUGCUCACUGUAAGAACAUUAAUUUCUUCUUUUGUUGCUUUUUGCUUUUUCCUUUCCUCUUUAUUGAAGUCAAUCUGCGGCCUCCACAAACAGAGGCAUAUAUAUAUAUAUACAAUAUACAUUUUACAGUAAAGGUCGCGGGCAAUCUGCACCUUGAGGAAUCCAGCCCAAAUAUCAUUCAGAUAGACGCGGCGCAGCAAACAGAGCACUUUUUUUUUUUCCAAGUUUUUUUCAUUCAACUGUAUUUUCACGGCUCCCACGAGACAUGGUACGAUGGAGUUUAUGAGGGGUGACGGCGAAAAAAAAGGAGAGAUUCGAACAUGGUCACACGCACACGGCGGGAAAAUUGGGAGGAGGCUCGCACACGCACACACAAACGUGCUUAUUUCGGGGUGUCUAGGGCGAUGGACGGAGUCGUAAAGGGUAGAGAGAUACGGUUGAGGGGGAAAGGGAUGGGGCAGGUAUAGGAGAUAACGAGAAACAUAGCGAGGAAUCUAAGAUAGCUUUGAGCUGGUAUAGCUUGAGCCAUGCCGUAUUGCUUUAAUUGAUGAUUUUACUUGAUGUUUUUCUUUCCAAAUUGUUAGAUGUGAGAUGGCCUUGGUGUUUGCUUCAUUUCACGGUCAACGAUUGUCGCAUAAUCAAAAGCGUUCAACGGGUGAUGCAGGUUAUCGGCUUCAUUAGUAUGUGAGCUAACGCCUGCCUAUACACUUGGAGUAUAUACAAAGAUUUGAUAUCAAAACAGCAUAAUGCGACUGCCAACUUGACCAUCGUUCUCUUCAUGCUCAUGCCAUCUAUAGUGAGUAUCCAAAAGCUAUGUAUGCCGUGAUAUAACGCCCUAGUAAAAUGCAAUCCCCGUGUGGAGCACUAUUCCUCUUGUUUCUUUUGCCAUUUUAUAAACCCCAAUCAGCGUCUUCUUCCCCAAUAUAUACAUAUAUUCCCACCAUUCAUUAUGCAUCAUCAGCCAUUAAAACCGCUAUUGGUUUGUUCGUGCACUCGUCAUUAUAUUCUUACAGCAAGUGCCAGCGCACCCAUGGCCACGUGGCCCAGCACAACCAUCAGCAGCGACGGUAUAGGCACACCCAAAGCUGUGCCAGCGUUGUCACGCGCAAUCCUGCCAUUGGGAUUGAUGUGCCAUCCACUAGGGAUGCUCCCCCCUGUAGCAGAUACACCAUCAAGCCAGGGGAAGUCAGUCUGGGUGGCAGUAGCUGGGCUUUUAUCCGUGCCGAUGCCGCCCACGGGGAUGGAAAGGACAAUCGACGGGGAGCUAUCAGGCGUGCUGGCUGUGGCUGUGGCAGUGAGGUCACUCUCGCCGUUUGCAUUGCCAUUAACUUUGCCGCCGACAGCUUGAAUCGACUGCCACGAGCCAGAAUUGUUGCUGUAGACAUAUUGCUUGCCCGUCGAGUAGUCUGUGAUGCUGAUGCUCUGUACCAUCAUGGUAAAAGGGCCUUUGCUGAAGUCAGUAGGCCCCUCGGCCCAUUUGACAGUGCCUGGGGCAUUGGUGGCUGGAUCACCACCGGCCCAGGAACCGAACUUGACCUGCAUCGGUGUCUGCGGGUAUUGGUUCGAUUCAGCAUCAGCCACGGUCAGAGUGCGCAACACAGAAUCGCCCGCCU
Trichoderma atroviride IMI 206040 is the source of this 4544-nucleotide messenger RNA. RefSeq lists its product as uncharacterized. NCBI's taxonomy places the organism in Eukaryota, Fungi, Ascomycota, Sordariomycetes, Hypocreales, Hypocreaceae. Gene Ontology annotation, biological process: DNA replication; chromosome segregation; DNA topological change. The record is from RefSeq and is a predicted model, not a curated record. Gene Ontology annotation, cellular component: nucleolus; chromosome. Gene Ontology annotation, molecular function: DNA topoisomerase type I (single strand cut, ATP-independent) activity; DNA binding.